CUCUUUAAAUUGAGGAAAUUUGCUGGUUUCUAAAUGGCUUAAAUUUGUGAGGGACAUUUCCUGGCUUGCUUCUCUAUUUUAUAAACCAAAUCUGUUUUUAGUAACUUUCUUCAAACUGUCUCUUUCUCCUUCUACACAAAGAGCUCAACAUCAUGGGAAAUUUUGCUGCCAAUGAAGGACUAUCCAUUUUUGUCAUUCUGGUAUGGCUUGGCAUCAAUAUCUUUCUUUUUGUGCAUUUCUACAUGGCAUUUUUAGUUGACAGAUACUACUACACUAGAGUUAUCCUUGGGCAUGCUCUCUCAUGGGCCAGAGCUCCAGCUGCAUGUCUCAAUUUUAACUGCAUGCUGAUUCUGCUGCCCGUCUGCAGAAACCUGCUGUCAUUCCUGCGAGGAUCCAUACAGUGCUGUAGCCGCACCGCAGCUCGUCAGCUGGACAGAAACAUCACUUUCCACAAACUUGUAGCCUACAUGAUUGCUUUCCACACAGCGAUCCACAUCAUAGCUCACCUGUUUAACUUUGAGAGAUUCAUGGAUUCCCAGCUCAUGGUCAACAGUAGCCACCUGCCGUACGUGCUCUCUCAGAUUGGUAACAGUGGCAACACAUCCUACCUGAACCCCAUCAGAACCAAUGAGACGAACCCAACGAUAGUGAUGUUCACAACAAUAGCAGGACUGACGGGGGUGGUCAUCACCCUUGCCCUUAUCCUCAUCAUCACCUCCUCUAUGGAGGUCAUCAGAAGGUCAUACUUCGAGGUGUUCUGGUUUACUCACCACCUGUUCAUCGUAUUUUUCAUUGGUUUGGUGCUGCAUGGAGUCGGGCGUAUUGUGCGAGGCCAAACGCUUGAGAGUAUGAAUGUGCACGACCCAAUAAAAUGUCAGAGCCACUUUGAUACCUGGGGUGAGAAAGGCACACACUGUCCUGAACCGGAAUUUGCUGGGAACCCUCCAAUGACAUGGAAGUGGGUAGUUGGCCCCAUGUUUCUGUAUGUCUGCGAGAGACUGGUGCGAUUCUACCGCUCACAGCAGAAGGUGGUCAUUACCAAGGUUGUCACGCACCCUUCCAAGACUCUUGAGCUGCAGAUGAAGAAGAAGGGCUUUAAAAUGGAGGUCGGUCAGUAUGUGUUCAUCCAGUGCCCGUCUAUCUCUCAGUUAGAGUGGCAUCCCUUCACCCUGACCUCUGCCCCCGAGGAGGACCACUUUAGCGUGCACAUCCGUAUCGCAGGGGAUUGGACGGAAGCCCUCUACACGGCCUGUGGAGCUGACAAGACCGCGGUGCUGGAUGCUUGGACCCUUCCGAAGAUGGCGGUGGAUGGGCCGUUUGGGACGGCCAGUGAAGACGUGUUUCGUUAUGAGGUUGUGAUGCUGAUUGGAGCCGGUAUUGGAGUGACACCUUUUGCCUCUGUUUUAAAGUCUGUGUGGUACAAACAUGUCCAAGAGAACAAAAAUGUCUUCACUAAAAAGAUCUAUUUCUAUUGGCUGUGUCCUGAGACUCAGGCAUUCGAGUGGUUUGCAGACCUGCUGCAGAGUUUGGAAAGAGAGAUGACAGAGAAAGACAUGAGUGACUUCCUCAGUUACAACAUCUAUCUUACGCGCUGGAAAGACACUGAGGCCGCCCACAUCAGAGUUCAAUAUGAGGCAGAGAAUGACCCCAUCACCGGGCUAAAGCAGAAGACUUGCUACGGAAAACCCAACUGGGACAAUGAAUUCACUGCCAUUGCUACCCAACACCCAGGUUCAAAAGUAGGAGUGUUUCUAUGUGGUCCAACGGCACUGGCUAAAACUCUGGGGAAACAGUGCCGUACACACACCGAGUCUGAGUUUAUAUUCAACAAGGAAAACUUCUGAUCGACACCAUUUCGACAACAUUACAAUGUG
Molecule: messenger RNA, 1874 nt
Organism: Xyrauchen texanus (razorback sucker)
Lineage: Eukaryota; Metazoa; Chordata; Actinopteri; Cypriniformes; Catostomidae
Gene: cybb
Product: cytochrome b-245 heavy chain
Exons: 13
Coding region: 153-1844 (563 amino acids)
Biological process (GO): superoxide anion generation; defense response
Cellular component (GO): NADPH oxidase complex; plasma membrane
Molecular function (GO): superoxide-generating NAD(P)H oxidase activity
Source: RefSeq, a predicted model, not a curated record